AUGCUGCUUGGAGGCCUGUGUGCAUUGGCAAAAGAUGAAAAGGCCGACAAAGGUUCGGAAUGUGAGCCUGACCUUCUUACUGUUGCUCCCACUGGAAGCGGAAAGACAUUGGCAUUUAUGAUCCCACUUAUCAGCAAGAUAAUGAAACAUCGUCGCCAGAAAUCGGGUGAGCAGUCAAAAGGAAUUCUAGGCGUUAUUGUUGCGCCGACAAAAGAGCUUGCGAGCCAGAUUACGAAUGAGGGCAGAAAGCUCGCUCUGGGUACUGGGGUUAAGAUUACAUCUAUGCGUAAGGGUAUGCGCGUUGUAGAAGAACGUGGUGGAGAUUAUACCAAACAAAAAGAUGAUGGUAGUGAGGAUGGAAGCAAUUCCGACAGCGACGAGGAACGGCCAAAAGAACGAGCAAAGUCUCUUGCAACCGUAACGAAGAGUGAUAUCCUAGUUACAACUCCAUUGUUAUUAGUCAACGCACUUUCUGACAAUGGCCAUAAAGAGCUUGCCUCAAUGCCUUUAGUCGAGUCGCUUAUUCUUGAUGAAGCAGACGUUCUUCUCGACCCCCUAUUCCGGGAUCAAACGCUUAAAAUAUGGCAAUCAUGCAUUAACCCUAGAUUACGUGUCGGAUUGUGGUCUGCCACAAUGGGAUCUAAUAUCGAAGAACUGGCCAAGGCAACAAUUAGGGAACGUCAGAAGGCUCUAGGCCUAAAAGAAGAGUCCUCCCUCGUCAGACUAGUUGUUGGUCUAAAGGACUCUGCUAUACCAAACAUCUCCCAUAAACUCACGUACGCUGCAACGGAGCAAGGCAAGCUUCUAGGUUUAAGACAACUUCUACAUCCAACCACUGCUACAGCAUCUUCUGGCGAACAUCUUCGUCCUCCUUUUAUUGUUUUCACUCAAACUAUUCCACGGGCGGUGGCUCUGCAUUCUGAACUGAUGUAUGAUAUUCCACCGGAAGCAGGUGGCUCUUCUCGGAUCGCGGUUCUACAUUCGGAACUUUCCGACUCUCAACGGUCCGAUGUUAUGGCUGGGUUCAGGAAAGGAGAAAUCUGGAUCAUCAUUACCACUGACCUUCUUUCUCGAGGUGUGGAUUUCCGUGGAAUCAACGGGGUUGUCAAUUACGAUAUCCCCAACUCAGCUGCUGCUUAUGUGCAUAGAGUUGGGAGGACUGGUAGAGCUGGUCGAGAGGGCGGUGUUGCGGUUACUUUUUACACUAAGGAGGAUAUACCGUAUGUCAAGAACAUUGCCAAUGUGAUUGCUGCUAGUGAGAAACUCCGUUGUGGUGAAGGCCACGAGCCAGGUAUACAGAAAUGGCUUCUGGAUGCACUUCCCGACUUGACAAAGAAUGACAAAAAGGAACUAAAACGCCAUGGAGUCCAGGCCCGGAGACGAACAGCCGCAAUGGUCAAUGAUAAGAACCGCCGCGCAACCCGUAUCAGCACUAAGAGCGGUUUUGAAAGGAGGAUGGAGAAUAAGAAGAAAGGGGCCAUCAAGGGCAGUCAAGCCAGAAAGCUUGCUCAGGAGGCCGAUGCUGAUGCCAUGGAAGAGGAAGAAGCAUGGAGCGGCAUUGAGGGCUGA
Trichophyton rubrum CBS 118892 is the source of this 1569-nucleotide messenger RNA. Its product is annotated as ATP-dependent RNA helicase ROK1. The transcript has a single exon. NCBI's taxonomy places the organism in Eukaryota, Fungi, Ascomycota, Eurotiomycetes, Onygenales, Arthrodermataceae. The coding region runs from base 1 to 1569 and encodes 522 amino acids. Gene Ontology annotation, cellular component: 90S preribosome. Gene Ontology annotation, biological process: maturation of SSU-rRNA. The record is from RefSeq and is a predicted model, not a curated record. Gene Ontology annotation, molecular function: nucleic acid binding; ATP binding; RNA helicase activity.